AUGGCUCACGGGGACUCUCUCGGCUGUCAUGGAAGACAUGAAGGUGAUAAUCAUCAUCAAGAGCCAGGUGUGUUCCAUGCGUCGAAUGAAGCGACGCCAUAUGACCCAUGCCUGUGGAAGGUGAAGGUGCUCAUGUGUCAAAGUUUUAACCGCGUAACAGCCAUGGAGACUGGUGCUCGUGAGAUACUGGCGAGAGAGCCUGAAAAAGCCAAGUUGAUUUUGUCGUACGGCAGCCAUACAGCAACUUGGUCGACAUGA
Molecule: messenger RNA, 258 nt
Organism: Phytophthora nicotianae INRA-310
Lineage: Eukaryota; Oomycota; Peronosporomycetes; Peronosporales; Peronosporaceae
Exons: 2
Coding region: 1-258 (85 amino acids)
Source: RefSeq, a predicted model, not a curated record